Molecule: messenger RNA, 576 nt
Organism: Physeter macrocephalus (sperm whale)
Lineage: Eukaryota; Metazoa; Chordata; Mammalia; Artiodactyla; Physeteridae
Gene: DHDH
Product: dihydrodiol dehydrogenase
Exons: 4
Coding region: 1-453 (150 amino acids)
Biological process (GO): D-xylose catabolic process
Molecular function (GO): D-xylose 1-dehydrogenase (NADP+) activity
Source: RefSeq, a predicted model, not a curated record
AUGCGAAUGGUUCCACAGGCAGGACUUGACACCACGCUUGCCCCCAUCCGGUGCCUUCCCCGAGGUGUGGACGACACUGUCACUGUGCUACUCCAGUACCCAGGAGGGGUCCGUGGCAGCUUCACCUGCAGCAUCACUGCCCAGCUCUCCAGUAGGGUCUGUGUGAGCGGUACCAAGGGCAUGGCCCAGAUCCUCGACCCCUGCUGGUGUCCAACAGAGCUGGUGGUGAAGGGGGAGCAUAUGGAGUUCCCAUUGCCCCCAGCCCCAGGCAAGGAGUUCAGUUUUACAAAUGGAAUGGGCAUGAGUUAUGAGGCCAAGCACGUCCAGGAAUGCCUGCAGAAGGGCCUGAAGGAAAGUCCUGUGAUUCCUCUGGCGGAAAGUGAGCUCCUGGCUGACAUCCUUGAGGAGGUGAGGAAGGCCACUGGAAUCACCUUCCCCCAAGACAAACACUGAUGUACGUCCUGAACAAAUCAAGACAUGCUGGGAAUUCCCUGGCUGUCCAGUGGUUAGGGCUCCGCGCUUUCACUGCCAAGGGCACGGGUUCAAUCCCUGGCUGGGGAACUAAGAGCCCACAAG